AUGCUAAAAAAAAAGGCAUCUAGCAGCGAUUCUCUCCAAUUAAAAGAUUCAACUUCGUUUGAUGGUGAUCAACUGACUAUAUCAAUUGAUGAACGUUCAAAUGAUGAUGUCCAACAUAUAAACAUCAUUCAAGACUUUACUGUUCUACAAAAGGUGUCAAAGAGACAACGGAUUUUCCAUUCUGAUAUUGACAUUGGUGAACUGAUUUCAUCUCAUGAAGUAUGUGUUCCUCCUGGUGUAAAUCUCUAUGUGGUUGAUUCAGAGGCAACUUCGUCAUUAAACAAUGUGACAGAUCGUUCAAAUUGUCCGAGUCAUUCUAUGGAUUUUCUGACACGUAAAUCAGGAAAUAUAUACAUAGAUGAAACAACCGUCUCUAAUCAGUUUCUGAUUCAACAGGAACAGUCAAGUUUUGAAACAAGUAUAUCGCCACCUUGUAGGGGUGAGGGGCAUCGCCGCUCUGCUGGACUUAGGCAAUUAUUACAAGUCGUGCCAUCUGAAGCAUAUUCUUUGCCGUAUGUGCCUUGUUGCAGACAUUGUAAAGCAAAGCGAUUCUAUCAUGAAACAAACGGAUUUUGUUAUGCUGAUGGGACAAUUUCUUUGGCCACAAAUGCCGUCCCUGAUCAACUUUAUGAUCUUUUCACAUCUAACACAGAUGAAUCUACGCAUUUUAAGACCUAUGUUCGGACUUAUAAUAACAAGUUCGCGUUUACAUCUUUUGGAGUUAAAUUCGAUGAAGAUCUUUGCAGACGAAAUAGAGGAAUUUAUACCUUUCGAACUCAGGGACAGAUCUAUCACUAUAUCAAUAAUUUAAUCCCUUUAAAUGGUCGUCCUUCUUAUCUUCAAUUGUAUUUCUAUGAUACGGAGCAUGAAUUAGAAAAUCGCAUUUCUGAUUCAGACAGAAUGAAUCCAUCAAUUAUAGCUCAACUCAUCGAUAUUCUUCACAUCAAUCCAUAUUCUUUGUUCUUUCGAUCUCUUGGUGAUUUGUCAAAUUUGGAAAAUCAAGUAAUCCAUAUAAGAUCAGAUGUUGGUCUAGAUCAACAUGUAUUCAAUGUCCCGACAUCUUCACAAGUUGCAGCAAUAUGGGUUGAAAAUGAAGAUGCAGAUCAGCUAAGAGGACGAGACAUUUAUGUCUUUAGUCAUUCUGGUGGAAGUCAUAUAGUUCAAUAUUAUUUUGGCUGCUAUGAUGCACUUCAGUAUCCGUUGUUAUUUUCUCUUGGCGAUACUGGUUGGCACCAAGGCAUUCAAAGGGUCAAUAGAGGAAGCACAUUAACAAGUAACGAAACAACCCGAUCAAUAGAUCCUCACCGAUCAAUAUCAGCAAAAGAAUUACUUAGAAGAGAACAUCGAGCAUUGAACAGAAGAAGGAAGGAUCCAAUUGUUUCGUGUCGUGAAUAUUAUUGCUACAAGUUACAAAUCAGAGAAAAUGUCAGAUCAAUUUUGUUACUGUCUGGUCGCCUAUUGCAACAAUUUGUUGUCGAUAUGUAUGUUAAGAUCGAGACGUCAAGAUUAGAUUAUUUCCGUAGCAAACAACAACAUAUUCGAUCUGAGUUAUAUCAAGGUAUUGUUGAUACCAUUACACUUGGGGAAACUGAUGCUUCUAAUGUUGGAAAACGGAUUAUUCUGCCUUCGUCAUUUAUUGGGGGUCCAAGAGAUAUGCGAAAAAGAUAUAUGGAAGCAAUGGCUUUAGUUCAGCGUUAUGGUAAACCAGACAUUUUUUUAACAAUGACGUGCAAUCCAAACUGGCAAGAAAUUUCAAAUGAAUUACGCCUGCAUGAGGAGAGUCAAAAUCGGCCUGAUUUGGUUGCUCGGGUCUUUCGUGCAAAAUUAGAAGAAUUAAAGGAUCGAUUAUUCAAGCAGCAGAUAUUUGGAAAAGUCUCGGCAUAUGUUUAUGUUAUUGAGCACCAAAAAAGAGGGCUUCCACAUGCGCAUUUUUUAAUUAUAUUACAGAGGAAUUGGAAACUCUAUGCGCCUGAAUCUUUUGAUGAGAUCGUAUCGGCAGAAAUACCUGAUAAAAAUACAAAUUUGCACUUGCAUAAUGCUGUUAUCAAGCAUAUGAUGCAUGGACCAUGUGGAGUGUUGAAUCCAGCAAAUGUUUGCAUGAAAAAAAAUGGUUGUUGCAAAAGCCAAUAUCCAAAAAGUUAUGCAUCAAGUACGACUGUUGGAAAUGAUUGCUUCCCAAUAUAUAAGCGUUCUGACAAUGGAAUAACUGUCAAACUGAGAGGCCAUAAUUUGGAUAACCGUUGGGUCGUUCCAUAUAAUCCAUAUUUGCUUGCAACAUUUGACUGUCACAUUAAUGUGGAGAUUUGUUCUACGAUAAAAGUAGUCAAAUAUCUUUAUAAGUACGUUUACAAAGGGCAUGAUCGUGUUGCUUUCAAUUUGGUUUCCGAACAAACCAAUCAACAAAUUGACGAAAUCCAACAAUUCCAAUCGGCCCGAUGGAUUGCUCCACCUGAAGCUAUGUGGAGAAUAUACGGCUUCAUUGUUAAUGAAAUGUACCCAUCAGUAUAUAGCUUACAUUUACAUCUUGAGGAUAAACACCAAGUAACUUUUCGAGCAAAUGAAGACUUAAUCAAUGUUCUCAACUCUGAUCGAUCUGCAAAAUCAAUGUUAACAGAAUUCUUUGCAUUAAACCAAGUAGAUGAAAAUGCCAGGACAUUGUUAUACAAAGAAUUUCCAGAAUUUUAUGUUUGGAGCCAACAAUACAAAGAGUGGACUCGUCGGAAAAAAAAAACUGUUAUAGGUCGAAUUAUUACAGCAAAUCCAUUUGAAGGUGAGAGGUAUUAUCUGCGGAUAUUGCUAAAUCAUGUAAGAGGACCUUUGUCGUUUGAAGAUCUUAGAACAGUUGAUGGUGUCGUGGCUCCAACAUUUCGUGAGGCAGCAACUAUGCAUGGUUUGCUACAAAGAGACAGUAGCUUACAAGAUUGUUUACAUGAAGCAUCUCUAUAUCAAAUGCCAUCCAGUUUGAGACGACUAUUUGCAACUAUUUUGGUUUAUUGUAAUCCAACCAAUCCGAGAGAGCUUUGGGAAUGUUUUAAGCAAGAUAUGUCAGUUGAUUUUAGGUCGACUGAAAAUUCUAUGUCGGAUGUAAGAAUGCAAGUUUUGCGCUCAAUCUCUUUUACACUUGAAUCAAUGGGGAAAGACAUUAAUUCGUUCCAUCUUCUUGAUGACAACAUUUGUUUUGGUGAAGACCAACUCGAAUCUAGGGAAAUUGAUGAUGAAUUGGCUGUUGAAAUUCCAGAAGAAGAUAUUGUUGCAUUAGAAGCCCUUAAUAGUAAACAACGACAUGUCUAUAAUUCAGUUUUGGAAAAGGUUUUUUCUAAUGAAGCUGCUACAUUCUUUGUCGACGGCCCUGCUGGGACGGGGAAGACAUUCCUGUACAAGGCACUUCUUGCCGCAGUAAGAUCAAGAAAAUUAGUCGCACUUGCAACUGCUUCAUCUGGUGUUGCUGCAUCCAUCCUUCCUGGAGGUUGA
Carya illinoinensis is the source of this 3471-nucleotide messenger RNA. RefSeq lists its product as uncharacterized. The transcript has 4 exons. Gene Ontology annotation, biological process: DNA repair; telomere maintenance. Lineage: Eukaryota; Viridiplantae; Streptophyta; Magnoliopsida; Fagales; Juglandaceae. Bases 1 to 3471 code for a protein of 1156 amino acids. The record is from RefSeq and is a predicted model, not a curated record. Gene Ontology annotation, molecular function: DNA helicase activity.